Candida tropicalis MYA-3404 is the source of this 1725-nucleotide messenger RNA. It is a transcript of the gene URA7, whose product is annotated as CTP synthase. NCBI's taxonomy places the organism in Eukaryota, Fungi, Ascomycota, Pichiomycetes, Serinales, Debaryomycetaceae. The record is from RefSeq and is a predicted model, not a curated record. Gene Ontology annotation, molecular function: CTP synthase activity; identical protein binding. Gene Ontology annotation, cellular component: cytoophidium; cytoplasm. The transcript has a single exon. The coding region runs from base 1 to 1725 and encodes 574 amino acids. Gene Ontology annotation, biological process: CTP biosynthetic process; pyrimidine nucleobase biosynthetic process.
AUGAAGUACGUUGUUGUUUCUGGUGGUGUUAUUUCUGGUAUCGGUAAAGGUGUUUUAGCCUCAUCUACUGGUUUGUUAUUCAAAACUUUAGGUUUAAGAGUUACCUCAAUUAAAAUCGAUCCAUAUAUGAACAUCGAUGCCGGUACCAUGUCUCCAUUAGAACAUGGUGAAUGUUUUGUUUUAAACGAUGGUGGUGAAGUUGAUUUGGAUUUAGGUAAUUAUGAACGUUAUUUAAAUAUUACUUUGACUAGAAACCAUAACAUUACUACUGGUAAGAUUUAUUCUCAUGUUAUUGAAAAGGAAAGAAAUGGUGAUUAUUUGGGUAAAACUGUUCAAGUUGUUCCUCAUAUUACCACUGCUAUCCAAGAAUGGAUUGAAAGAGUUUCACGUAUUCCAGUUGAUGAUACUGGUUUGGAACCAGAAGUUUGUAUCAUUGAAUUGGGUGGUACUGUCGGUGAUAUUGAAAGUGCUCCAUUCGUUGAAGCUUUAAGACAAUUCCAAUUUAGAGUUGGAAGUGAAAACUUUGCAUUGAUUCAUGUUUCUUUGGUUCCUGUUAUUCACGGUGAACAAAAAACCAAACCAACUCAAGCUGCUAUUAAAGAUUUAAGAUCUUUGGGUUUGACUCCAGAUAUGAUUGCUUGUAGAUGUCAAGAAGAAUUAGAGGUUGCUACCAUUGAAAAGAUUGGUAUGUUCUGUCAUGUUGGUCCAGAACAAGUCAUUGCUGUUCAUGAUGUUAACUCCACUUAUCACGUUCCAUUGUUGUUGAAAGAACAAAAAGUUAUGAAAUAUUUAACUAAGAGAUUAGCUAUUGGUGAAAUCGAUAAAGCAUCCAUUACCAGAGGUGAAGAAUUAUUGACUAAAUGGAGACAUUUAACUACCAGCCACGAUAGAUCUUUUGAAACCGUCACUAUUGCCUUGGUUGGUAAAUACACCCAUUUACAUGAUUCUUACUUGUCAGUUAUUAAAUCAUUAGAACAUGCUUCUAUGAGAUGUCACAGAAGAUUAAAGAUUGACUGGGUUGAAUCUACCAACUUGGAAGAAGAAACCAAAAAGGAAAACUUGUCCGAAUACCACAAAGCAUGGCACCAUGUUUGUCAAGCAGACGGUAUUUUAGUUCCAGGUGGUUUUGGUUCUAGAGGUAUUGAAGGUAUGGUUGCUGCUUGUAAAUAUGCCAGAGAAAACGAUGUUCCAUACUUGGGUGUCUGUUUAGGUUUACAAAUUGCUGUUAUUGAAUUUGUCAGAAAUGUUUUGGGUAUCAAAAACUCCACUUCUAUGGAAUUUGAUGAUUCUAUUCCAGAAAGUGAAGCUUCUGUUGUUUACAUGCCAGAUGUUGAUCAAGUUAAAUUGGGAGGUACCAUGAGAUUGGGUAUUCACGAAACCAAAUUCGUUGAAGAUUCUGAAUGGUCCAACUUGAAGAAAUUAUACGGUGGUGCUGAUGCUGUAUAUGAAAGACACAGACAUAGAUAUGAAGUUAACCCAUUAUUGAUUGAUUCAAUUGAAGAAAAAGGGUUGAAAUUCAUUGGUAAAGAUGAAACCGGUAAAAGAAUGGAAAUGAUUGAAUUGAAAGAUAACCAUAAAUUCUUUGUUGGUACUCAAUAUCAUCCAGAAUACUUGUCUAAAGUUUUAGAUCCAUCAAGACCAUUCCUUGGUUUGGUUGCUGCUGCUAGUGGUACAUUGGAUUCUAUUUUGGAAAGUGAUGAUUUGAACUACAAGGGAGAAUUUUAG